Molecule: messenger RNA, 5620 nt
Organism: Blepharisma stoltei
Lineage: Eukaryota; Ciliophora; Heterotrichea; Heterotrichida; Blepharismidae
Source: the annotation of a GenBank genome assembly
AUGAAUAUUAUUCCUUUACUGUUUUCCUUUGCCCUUGCAUCUGUUAUUGAGCUUCCAAUUGGCUUGAUCACAUCUCCAUCUACUGACUCCUCGCUUACCUCAAAAUUGAUAACUGAUCUUGAAGGACUCGAAGUAAACAUCCAAAACUCACUUUCACUGCCUUUUAAAGUGUAUAGCAACUAAUAAAAAAAUGGAAAAUUGCCAUCCUAUUUUUUAUAAAAAAAAUAAAAAAAGUCUUUAACCUUUGAGUAAUUCAGAUUAAUUCAGAAUUUUUUAAAAAAAAAAUUAUAAAACCCUUUUAAAGUUGUAGUCAUUUGGUCUUACAUUGACCUUUUGACACAAACUGAUGUGACUACGUGAAGAAUCCCUAAGGAAUUCCUAGACAAAGAUAUCAAAGUUAUCAUCGAUGCCGCUAAUGAUUCAAUCUACUCACAGUUUUUAACAUAUACAGCUAUCCAAAACAACUACUUGCAUAUGGUUGUAGCUCGCCCGAUUGACGAAAUUAACGGAGAAACCCCUAGCUCUAAUACUUUAUUUUUAGAAACUUGCUAUGACUCCCAAGCAUAUGCAUUUUUAGACAUCAUUAAAAAUUUCGGGUGGUCAAACAUUGGGCUGGUCUAUGACCAAAGUAGCAAUAAUGUAAUUUUGGCAAAUACUUUUAAAGAUAAUUAUAAAUAAUAUCUUAUAUUGGUCGCUAUUUUUAUAAAUAUCCUUCUAUUUUUAAUAUAAAAUAGCAUUAAUCCUCCUAAUCUUAUACAAAAAUUAGCUAAAAAAUCAUAUGAUACUACAGCCAUGAACAUUUUAGACGAGAUUGUUAUCGACGCAAACGACAAAACGUCUUCUACUGAUCUCACAACAAGACUGGAAAGCACUACAAGAGACUCCGGCGCCAGAGUAAUUCUAGUCUUCACCAAUCCUGUCCUUGCCGCACAGCUACUCCAUUCAGCUGAUGAAAGUGUUAUGGGAGGCUCCGGGUAUGCAUGGAUUUUAAACAGUGACGCCAUGAUCGAUAUAGCCGAAAUCGCCCAAAAUUCUCACGCUGACGUCGAUUCCACCACUUUUGGAGUCCUAAAAACUGGAGCUGUGGGCUUUAUAGAAGAAGACGCUGAUUAUCAUACUGAGGACAUUUUAGCUACAUUUAGAGCUGCUUUGACAUUGAUAUGUCAGGGAUAUGUAAAAUUAGGCUUCCCGAGUGUCCCAGUAUCCUCAAUUUCAGGGUCAAGUCUUUGGGCUUAUAUGGUAUCGAACCCAACAACCCCAACCUUGCCUUAUCGACUGAAUUUUGACUCAACUGGGGUGAAAAAGUCUUAUUACGAAAUUUAUAAUAUGGCAGAUUUUCAUUUGUCAAAUAUAGGUUAUUGGAGUCAAGAUACCAGAAAAAUCGUGAUUACAGCAGGUUCUGGAGAAAUACAGUGGCCAGGGUUUUCUACGUCGGUUCCUAAUGAUAAAGUCCCGAUUAUCCAGAUUGGGCUUUUAUACCCUGGGCAUGAUUCUAAUGGAAAUACAUAUGCAGAUGGCCAAACUAUUCUGGUUGAGGCUGAAUUUAUAUAUAAAAAAUAAAAAAUAAUUAUCUAGUAAAUACAAUUUGUGCCUAUAUAUAAUAAAUGGGUUCGAAUUAGCAAGAAAAGAAAUUAAUGGGGACCAUCUGCUAGGUGACUACCAAAUAAACGCAGUCCUCAAAGACACUCUUAUGUCCCCCAGUCUGGCAGCUGUAAAUAUAAAAUCCCUAGAAAAAGAAAAUAUUUUAGGCUAUAUCGGCCCACUUACCUCAACAGAAGCACUUUCUUAUAUUACAGCCAUCUCUUCUACAGCUGAUCCAAAACCAUUAGUUUCCUAUGGUGCUACUUCUGCAAAUUUAACGUCUUCUGAAACUUAUUCUAGCUUUUUACGCACAAUCCAACCAGAUGGGCUACAAGCUGUAGCUAUUGCUAUGUUUAUUCAACAGCAAGGCUGGAAAAAAAUUUGUGUCAUAUAUAUUUAAUCUUAAUUAUACUUAUAGAAAAGUCAGAAAAACUGCCUGUUUUGCGAACUGUUUCCUGUCUGCUUGCCAUUUGCGCUCCACGAACUGUGAAAGCUAACGAGGGGCUGCACUCGCUCAAAUAUUUGGAAGAGUUGUGCCAUCGCAAGGUGCAAAAAAGGUUGCCUGCCAUUGGAAAUUCAAAAUUUUUUAUUUUCUGGCGAUUCAGCAAAAAAUGGAAAUCCGAAGCCCAGGGUGUUAUUUCUGGUUUCAUGUCUAUUGGCCAGCUAAAAAACUCACUUUUUACAACGUUGGGAGAGCUCUUUCCUACUCUCGGCUCUCAUUCACAGUAGGAGAAAGAUUGAUAUAGGAUUGAGCAGGGUUAUGUAGCUUAGCCCAACUGCUCCAUCUGCAUCAAAAGACCCUUACUCUAUACAAUGCAAAAAUGGAUCAAUCUACGAAAGCGAAGCUGGAAGCUACUCGAAUUGGAAACGGGUAGGAAAUCAACAAUUGAUUAGGGUAAAUAAAAAAUUUCUUCUUACUUGAUGCAUAUAUCAGGCACCAGCCUCUUUCCUUGAGGCUUUAGCCUGUGAUGUGCUAACUAAGUAAUUAAUAUUGCGCGACAAUUGGACAUACCAUUUAACAUAUGUUUCAUAUAUACUAAUGACGAUUUUGGAAAUGGCGUUUAUAGCAGCUUUAUUACUAAUGUGGAAACACUAGAAAUCACUAUUAUUAAUGAUGAAGAUAAAAGAUCUAUAUCUCCAGCUGUGGAUGGGGUUGUUACUGAUGAUACUAAAAGUGAUAUAGAUGACGCAUUGGCUAAUUGUGUUAGACACCAGCUUAAAGUUAUUGUUUACCUAGGCAGUGAUAAUGUAGCUGCAGAAGUGGCUAAGGUCGGCUAUGAGAAAGAACUCCAUGGAAGUGAUUAUGCUUGGAUCGGUGCUAUGUGGAUUACUGACAACCUUGUGAGUAUAAUUUCAAAAAAUUAUAAUGACUCUGCUUCUGACAUCUACGAAGUCGUUAAUGGAGGAAUAGGCCUUGGCUUUAGUCCAGCUUUGACUACAGGAGCUGGCCCAGAAUUUGUAGCGAAUUAUAAGUCAAAUUAUUCAGUGACCUAUACAACGUAUGCUAUGCUUGCCUAUGACACUUUAUACCUCUAUGCGUAUACUAUCCAGGGUAUGAUAUCAAGAGGCGAGGAUUUUAAUAAUGGAAAAGAGCUUAUGGACGCUCUGAGAUCAGCUGAUUUCACAGGUGCAAGCGGAAAAGUCAAAUUUUCGGAAGGGACUAAUGACAGAAGUGCAUAUGGGUAUUCAGUUGUAAAUGGGCAAAAAGGGAAAAUCGUGACUGUAAAACUGUACGAUCCACUGAAUCCUAAUAUGUUUACUGAUGUGUCUGAUACUACUAUUGUGUGGGGAGGUGGGUCGAGCUCUCCUCCAUCUGAUGAAUGGUCGUCUAAUUAUGAUUGCCCAUUUGCUAAAAAUAGGUAUUACAAUUUUACCUAUAGAAAAUAUUAUUUAUACAAAUUACUGAAAAAAUAUUUUUUUUUAAAAAUUUAUUUUGAGGAUUAUUAUCCUUAACAUAAAAAUAUGGUCACUAUUUCUAUGGAUGGGGUCAUCAUUGUUAUCUGUAUUGGUACAUUCCUAUUUUUCAUGACAUUAGGGCUGAGUAUUUUUUCUUUCAGAAAAUGGCGACAGGUAGAAAUCCAACAAAUCACUGAGCCAGUUGUGAGAAGCUGGAAAGACACAUUGGUCCAGGCAACUAUUUUAAUCGAGUUUUUCCAAUUUGUGGCUAUUGCUCCAACUUUUGAGUCGCUUAAAAUUGUGAUAGAUGCUGCCUCGAACAUUUUUAUGGUCGAUUUCAUGAAGGUCGCUAAUGCAGGGAAAAGCACUUAUUGGACUAUGUUAUCCGUUGUGUGCUCUUUAUGCUAUUUAUGGUUUUUCCUUGUCAUUUUAAUUAUGGCUAAUGCCGAGCAUUGGCUUAAACAAGUCCCAUUCUGUCAAAGAACUUUAGCACUCCUCAAUGCUGCUUAUCUCCCAUUUUUCGGUAAUACAAUGUUCUUGCCGUUUACUACUCUAUUAUUGGAUGUUUACGUAUGCAAAUUUUCUAGCUUCCCCCUCUGUUAGUCUAAUUUUUUUUUAAAAAAAUAUUUAUAUAGAAAAAAUUUUUAUUUGAAAUUUAAAAAAAUUCUACUUCGCAAAAAUUGGAAAGCAAAUAUUAAUUUAUUUUUAUACUUUAUGUUUUAAAACGCAAUUUGUUUAAAAUUAAACAGAAUUAGCUCGAGAUUUCUUUAUACUAAUUAUCACUUAUAUAUCAAAUUUUUUUUAUAAAAAAUUUUUGUUCUGAGGGUGGGCUUUUGGGCAAAAAAUAGGGAUUUUUCUAAUGGUUUUGUUAGCUCACGGAGGGGGGAGUAAAUAUUUUCCACUAUAAAAUCUAACUAUUUUUCUAUCAGAAAAAAAAUAUAGAAAAAUAUUAUAUGUGACCAUAAAGCCCAAAAACAUUCUUUUGUAUGGAGAGACUGCUAUAUGAACUGCUGGGACGAUAAGCAUUAUCCUUACAUUGCAAUGUCAGCACUCGCUAUCUCUUGCUAUGAGCCUAUUGCUGUAUUUUCACGUCCACUAUGGCAGCAAGCUAAAACAGGGUUGAAUCUUAUGAUUAAACCUUUCUUUUUACUGUUCAAAACUUGCGUGCAGAUCCUACUAAUCGCAAUCGGAAAGUCUUUACAAGGUACAUCGCCUAUAGCCCACGGUGUUGUUUUCUCUAUCUUGUUUAUAGCUUUCACCUAUAUUACUUUUAAAUUGAAGCCAUUCAAUUACUCUAGGUGCAAUUUGUGGGAGCUUACCUCAUUAAUUGCUGUGUCUUAUUUAUAUUUAUUUAUAAUGGAUAAAUGCAUUAAUUUAAUAGAAGCUUACUCCCCCCUCGUGAGCGAACAAAAUUUUGAUCGCUCACGGGGGUUAAUUUUUUUUUAAAAUUUAUAUAUAAAUUUAUAGUAAAUAUUUUUUUUAAAAACUUUUAAUUUGUAAAAAUUAGCAAAGUUUAUGUUUAAAAUGCAAGCUGUUUAAAAUUAAUCAGAAAUUAACUAGAGAUUUCAUUAUACUAAUAUCACAUAUAUAUCAAUUUUUUUUCCAUAAAACAUUUUUGCUCGCUCACGGUGAGUGGGAUUUUGGCCAGAAAUAGGGAUUUUUUCAAUGGUUUUGUUCGUUCAAGGAGGGGGAGUUAGGAUUUUUAUAUGAAAAAUAAUUUUUUAUUGAAAAAUUCAUGGGGAUGGGCUGAGUAUAUUUUAUAGCAUUUUUAGCUACAAUUUCUAAUGCAGCAGAUCCUGCCAAUGUGGCUUGGUUUAUUGUGCUUAUGAUUGGAUGGGCCAUUAUUGGCGGCGGAGCAUUUUUGAUACAGAAGAAAUAUAUGCCAAACUUACUUGUCCCACCAGGUGGAGCUAAAUCUAAAAGAAAAGUCUAUGAUGCCCUGUCGUUGAGAAGAGGGAAUGAAUCAGCUUCUGUAGAUAUGGAUAACUCAGAAUUAGCAUUAAAGCCUCAUGACCCAAGCCCAGCUGAGCAGUCUGUGAUUGAGCCUGAAAAUGAUAAUAAAGUUGAAGAAGAGCCAAAACCUCAGGAAGAAGAAGGCGAAGAAAAUCAGAAUAUCAAUGAAAAUGAAGACCACGAGUCAUAA